Hydatigera taeniaeformis is the source of this 552-nucleotide messenger RNA. NCBI's taxonomy places the organism in Eukaryota, Metazoa, Platyhelminthes, Cestoda, Cyclophyllidea, Taeniidae. The record is from the annotation of a GenBank genome assembly.
AUGAACUUGCGCGUGCCCUCAACCUACUUCUUUCUGGAGGUCGCUAAGCACGUUGCUGCCUGUUCGAAGGCAGUUAAGUACACGCUGACCAAGUGCAGCGCCGUAGAGCUUGGGGAAGAUGAGAGGUUGGGGAGGUGAAAGGUGCGUAUGCAUCAUGUGGAAGAGGAUGCAGAGGAUGAAGUGGGGCAGAUGUCUUGCAUUGAAAGGCGUCAUCAGUGGUAUAAGCAGUAUGAUGGUGUGGAUGGCAUCACUUCACCGCCAUCUUUCACGCACAGGGAAGCGAAGGGUGGAUGUGAAGCGGAAAGUAGACGCAUGGAUUUGCACGGUGGUAAGGAGUGGAGGGGACUUACAACCGGGUUUGUCGCCGUCGGCAUCGGUAGUGGGGAGGAAUUGGAAACUAAGCAGCAGUGCUUCGCACGUGGCAGGCAUGAUGACCUUCCUUCCCUCAUUGUCCUGCUCCUUCAAGGCGAGCAAAGACUGAACGCACUCGCUUCAGGUUCGCUUGCAAGCGGCAUUGAUGGCUUCUGCGCUGCCUCCCUUACCCAGGGGUGA